Penicillium maclennaniae is the source of this 1350-nucleotide messenger RNA. Its product is annotated as cytochrome P450. The record is from RefSeq and is a predicted model, not a curated record. NCBI's taxonomy places the organism in Eukaryota, Fungi, Ascomycota, Eurotiomycetes, Eurotiales, Aspergillaceae. Bases 1 to 1350 code for a protein of 449 amino acids. Gene Ontology annotation, molecular function: monooxygenase activity; oxidoreductase activity, acting on paired donors, with incorporation or reduction of molecular oxygen; iron ion binding. The transcript is spliced from 9 exons.
AUGGACCGCCACCAGAUUGACCUGAUACAAUUGGUACGUAACCCGACCAGCUCAAGCGCGGUACUGCGAUCAUUCCUUCUGGCAUUUAUCUUGUACGCGUUCUCCAUCGUCGUCAACAGAUUAUUCUUUCAACCCCUCAGCAAAGUGCCGGGGCCCAAGUUAGCUGCAUUGACCAAGUGGUACGGCUUCUACUACAAUGUCGUUCGUGACGGCCAGUACUGUCUAUCUUUUCCUUCACUUCACAAAAAAUACGAUUCACCAGUCAUCAGAAUCGGGCCCAAUGCUGUCCACGUCAAUGACCCGAAUUUCUAUCAGGAGAUGUUCUCCAUGACGACGAAGUACUACAAAGAGCCCGAGUUUUACAAAGCCCUCGGAGCAGAAGGGGCAAUGGCCUCAAUCCUAGACCCCAAGAACCACCGCAUGUACAGGAACCACCUGCGACCUCUUUUCGCCAGCCGAGCCGUGGAUAGAGUAGUCCCUUGUUUGCGUCUCGAGCUCGAGAAGGCAACAUGCAUCUUUGAAAUGCAUCGUAAACAUGAUCGUCCGUUGAACAUACAGGCACUAUAUCGCUCUUUCACGUCGGAUAUGGUAUGCGAGCUGCUUUUUUGCGAAACCCCGAAUUUCAUCGGUGAGGGCAAUGGGUAUCAUCCAUUCGUUGCGGCGCUGGAUCGUUUUACUGCGUUUUCCUGGCUCGUGGUCUAUUUCCCUUGGAUCAAGUCGAUCCAGUUCCACCUACCCUUUGGCCUAGGCGACAAACUGGCCCCUGAAUUCAACGAGUUCAAACGACAAUGUAAAACCUGGGAGGCAGAAUCCCAUUUCAAACGCGAGUCAGGCGCUCAGGUAGAACGAAAGAAUCUGUUCGACUACUACGCAGAGUUGGACGCUGGUCCUGAGACCGCUGGAGCCGUGCUCAAAGAAACCAUGCGACUAUCAACCGCGGUGCCCGGCAACCUUCCCCGGCUAGUGCCCCCUGGGGGGGUCACAGUUGGAUCUGUCUAUCUACCUGAGGGCACUGUUGUAUCCUCCAGUCAUCUAUCGAUUAUCCACAAUGAAACCAUUUUCUACGACCCCUACGAGUUUAAACCCGAGCGUUGGCUGGGUGAUGAGGGUAAGGAGCUCGAGAAAUGGCAUGUCGGAUUUAGCCGGGGCCCUCGGCGGUGCAUUGGGAGCAGCCUUGCAUACCUGGAGCUAUCUUGUGUUACAGCAUACGUAUUUUCGCGAUUCAAAAUGACGCUGUUUGAGACGAAUGAGAGCAGCAUGCAGUGGGUAGACCGAAUUAGUGCGCGCAAUAAGAAGGAUGUCCAAGUGAGGAUAUUGGCUGAUCGGUGGGGGAGGAGGCACAUUCCAUAG